Messenger RNA from Grus americana (Whooping crane), 8494 nucleotides. It is a transcript of the gene CNOT6L, whose product is annotated as CCR4-NOT transcription complex subunit 6 like. Bases 1398 to 3047 code for a protein of 549 amino acids. Gene Ontology annotation, biological process: nuclear-transcribed mRNA poly(A) tail shortening. The record is from RefSeq and is a predicted model, not a curated record. Gene Ontology annotation, molecular function: protein binding; poly(A)-specific ribonuclease activity. Gene Ontology annotation, cellular component: CCR4-NOT complex; nucleus; cytoplasm. Lineage: Eukaryota; Metazoa; Chordata; Aves; Gruiformes; Gruidae. The transcript has 12 exons.
GAGGGCCAGAAAGCUCUGACGAAGGUGGAGCACGGCCUUUACAAACACAGCACUGCCAGCGCUUUCAUUUCUGCCUUCUCCCUAUCAAAAUAGGAAGCGAUGGUGAAAUUCGUCCUGCCAAACGUCGCUCUUCCGAAACGCAGCCCGCUUUAGGUACGGCCACGUGCUGGCGAUACCUCACAAAAGAUAAAGGCAGGCUUUACAUUUGAGGUUUACUUUGCGCCGCGUGCAAGCGCCACAGCCUGACCUGACUUCCUGUACGUAAGCCCUUCUUUCCACAGCCCCGCGCUUCGGACGGCUUUAUUCAUUAUUGAACGCGAGCAGGUUUGGAGGCACCGUUUUCCCCCACGGAGGGUGACGGGAGUUUAUUUACAGCUUGGUUUUGUAAUUUUGCUCCCGAGCAGAUCGGCAGCGCACGCUUCUGACACCUCGUUGCUCCGUGCUCUGGAGUAACGAUACGCAUCACCGUACGCACGAUCCGCAAUCUCGUGUGGAUUCAUCCCAACAGAACUUACGUUUGAGCGUCGACUCGGGCGUUAAAUGCCCUUGCCCGCUGUCUUCAAAGACGAUUGAAGAUGACACAAAAGCCCGGUUACAGUUUUGGCUGUUCGGUUUAACUGAACGGUGGGAAUUUUGCAGUGCUUUGCUGUCUGCUAAAGAGAUCCUGUUAAACGCUCUCAGUUUUGUUCUUUUCUUACUGUUAAAAGUGAGGGUGGUCUACUCCGAGUGCUCAAGUACAGCACUACUCAAUUUAUUCCAUUUUAUCUUCCUAGAGGGGCUCUUUCUAAUUUAUUUGGUGUGUUUAAUUGAAGGAUAAAGUACAAAGUAAAUGGUUGAUAGGUAUUGCCACGUUUCUGAGCUAAGUUUAGGUUUCUUCUAUCCUUGGAAGCUGAGAUCCUAACGUGUCAGCAGCACAGGAGUAAGACUACCCACCAUCAGACUGUUCGAAAAACUUAGUUUGGCGGCAGCAGCACGAAAACCCACAAAACUUUGCAGCUUCAUUUUAGUCGCCGUUGAGUUUCCCACCAGGUCUAUACGGCAAACUUCUGCUGGCACAGCUCUGUCUGCGAGCGCUGUGACGAAGUGUGACCCGUGACUGACAUCGCUGUGCCAGCAGAAGUCCCAGCUGCAGAAGCAGUUAUCUGCAAAAGUGCGCUUUUACUGAUAUAGCUUGUUUUCGUUUUUAAAGGGUGUUUUUCCCUAUCCUGGUAGCAGAGCUGCUGCCAGUAAAGCACCGUGCUCCCAGGGAUGUAGUGUAAUCCCACAUUUAUUUGCCUGGCUCCGAAGGGACAACCGGUCAGGGUGUAUUUUCUGUGUGCUGCUCUCCUCUUCCCGUCCACCGUCUGUAGGAGCUCAGUCACGUUUGCAGUGGGAAUUCUGUUGUGAAACUAACAGGGAUGCCAAAGGAAAAAUAUGAUCCUCCAGAUCCUCGCAGAAUUUACACCAUCAUGUCAGCAGAAGAGGUAGCCAACGGGAAGAAGUCGCACUGGGCUGAAUUAGAGAUCUCGGGUAGAGUGCGGAGCUUAAGUACGUCACUUUGGUCGCUGACGCACUUGACUGCUCUGCACCUCAAUGACAAUAAUCUUACUCGCAUUCCGCCUGAUAUUGCCAAGCUUCAUAAUCUGGUUUACCUGGACCUGUCAUCCAACAAACUCAGAAGUUUACCAGCAGAACUAGGAAACAUGGUAUCUCUCAGGGAAUUGCUUUUAAAUAACAAUCUGUUACGGGUUUUGCCUUAUGAACUUGGACGGCUCUUCCAGCUACAAACCCUAGGUUUGAAAGGCAAUCCUUUAUCACAAGAUAUUCUCAGCCUCUACCAGGAUCCAGACGGAACUCGAAAGCUACUGAACUACAUGCUUGACAAUCUAGCAGUUCAUCCAGAGCAGCUGCCUCCAAGGCCAUGGAUUACUUUAAAAGAACGAGACCAAAUUCUGCCCUCAGCUUCGUUCACAGUUAUGUGUUACAAUGUGCUGUGUGAUAAAUACGCCACCCGGCAGCUCUAUGGCUACUGCCCAUCUUGGGCGCUCAAUUGGGAGUAUAGAAAAAAGGGAAUCAUGGAAGAAAUCGUCAACUGUGAUGCAGAUAUCAUUAGUCUUCAGGAAGUGGAAACAGAGCAAUACUUCACCCUUUUUCUGCCAGCCCUGAAAGAACGAGGAUACGAUGGAUUCUUUUCUCCAAAGUCACGUGCCAAAAUCAUGUCUGAGCAGGAGAAAAAGCAUGUGGAUGGCUGUGCAAUAUUCUUCAAAACUGAAAAAUUUACGCUGGUGCAGAAGCAUACGGUGGAGUUCAACCAGGUGGCGAUGGCUAACUCUGAAGGUUCGGAAGCUAUGUUAAACAGAGUGAUGACGAAGGACAACAUCGGAGUUGCCGUGGUGUUAGAGGUGCACAAAGAAUUAUUUGGAGCAAGUAUGAAAUCGCUUCAUGUGGACAAACAGCUGCUUAUUGUGGCCAAUGCCCACAUGCACUGGGACCCGGAAUACUCAGAUGUGAAACUCAUUCAGACCAUGAUGUUUGUCUCAGAACUGAAAAAUAUCCUCGAGAAAGCCUCAAGCAGGCCCGGUAGCCCGACAGCAGAUCCUAACUCUAUCCCUCUGGUGCUGUGUGCGGAUCUCAACUCAUUGCCUGAUUCAGGUGUAGUGGAAUACUUAAGCAAUGGCAUAGUUGCUGACAACCACAAGGACUUCAAGGAGUUGCGUUAUAACGAGUGUCUGAUGAACUUCAGUGGCAACGGAAAAAACGGGGCUUCUGAAGGAAGAAUUACGCAUGGCUUCCAACUCAAGAGCGCCUACGAAAACAACUUGAUGCCUUACACCAAUUACACUUUUGAUUUCAAAGGUGUGAUUGACUACAUUUUCUAUUCCAACACUCACAUGAACGUGCUUGGUGUCCUGGGGCCUUUGGACCCUCAGUGGCUGGUUGACAACAACAUCACUGGGUGUCCACACCCUCACAUCCCUUCAGACCACUUCUCACUGUUAACACAACUCGAACUCCAUCCUCCGCUCCUGCCUCUUGUCAACGGUGUGCACUUGCCUAACAGGAGGUAGUGGAGCCCUGCCCCUUUGAGGGCGAGGACCUGUUGUUAUGGACCUGUACAGUUGUAAAUCAAAGUAUAUAGGAGUGAAGUAUGGCCAACCUUAAGCUGCUUCUUCGAGCUCCUUUCCUUAUGUGUUUGAUAUGAGAUUUUGCACAUUUUGGUGCAUAUUGGUAUCAUUUGGCACUAGGGCUGGAACCAAAGUAUUAUUCCCUUUCCAGGUUUUUAAUUUAAUUUCUUUUGGUUUUUUUUUUUAAACUGGCAAGCUUUUUCUUUUCAGUAGGAAGCUGCACUUAUAAAUCGACAAAUGAGACUAAAAACUUGCUUAUUAACCUAUUCCAAGAUAAUGCUUUUUUCCAGAACGUGGCGAAAUGAGCCAACCUUUUAGGAGAAAGAAAACAAAAAUAGAAAUGCUUGUUUUGUAGGAAAAAAUAUUAGAAAUACUCUUUCUUUGAACCCAAAACGGAGAUUGAACUCUGCAUCCAAAAUAAAUUUUGCACAUUAGCAAAGCACUUAAUACCUGACUGUAAAUGAUUAGCAGUGUGGCCCUGCCCCUUGUCUAACAAAUAUUAGAAAACCAAAGAUGGCUCAAUAUCUGUGAUAAAAUUUGAGGUCUAAAUUCUCCUGACGUAAUUUCAUUUACAACGAAAUUUCCAGCGAAGCUACGUCUCACGAGACUUUGCAGGUGAGCGUUUAAUGCUGCGUAUAGAUCGCUUGCUCGGCAGACGCCGCGGUGACUUUUUUUCGGAGCUCCGAAGAACUCGGCAGCACAGUUUGGGAGCAGGACUUAGAAACGGUAAGAUAUCGCACUCGAAGCGAGCCGUUGCAAGCGUUUGGGUGCCGGGUGAAUAAAGAAGUUGCAAAUCCAUCCUCGGUUCCCCUUUUCCGAAGUUUGGUUGCAAAGAUGGGAAAGCUUGGGAUUAAACGCUUAAGCGUAGGGUACAGGAAAAAGCCACUGGAAACGAUCUUACUUCUGUCUCCGACGGGCACGCGGAGUAGCUGUCGGCAUGCUUUUUCCAUUGGGGAAGCGAGCGGUAGCCGUAAUCAUUCCUUGGAUUAUUUUUCCUGACCCUAGUUGCCAAAUAACCAUCACACUUUUUAAAUAAUCUAUCUUUUCUGUUAUCGGUCAGGGUUGGAUUAAAAAGCUGCUGGUUCAUUCCCAACUGUUUAUGCUCUUUGGAUGUGUUGGAAAUCUUUUUGUUCCUCUUUUUUUUUUCUUUUUUUUUUUUCUUUUUAUGCUCUAGGUGGCCAGUUCAAAACCUUGUGCCUCAAGAGGCAUUAAACAUAAUGCAAUUUUCUGAAAAAAAUUGGUUGGCUGCUUAAUGUUUAAAAAAAAAAAUGGCACAGUGAUAGGAAAAGGUUGUGUCUGUGUUUUUAAGUUUUUCUUUAUUCUGCUUUUUUGCUGCUAUAAGAUUUUCUUGAAUUUAUAUUUUAAACUUUUCAUGCACUUUACUGUUUCUAGUCUCAAAAUGUGAUAUUUUUAAUAAAUGAAAAAAUUUUCCAUUAUGUGAAUGAAAUUUUUAAACAGAUUGAGAGCCUAUAUUUCUGUCUCAUUCGUAUACUUAAAAAAAGUCAAAUUUAAAUUGUGAAAUUAGUUUUAAUUACUGAGGAGCCAUCUUCUGUCUUGCAAAACUGCCAGAGGCUGUUCCUCUACUCUUUAAUUAAACAUUUCCUUUGUCGUUUUAUACAUAGGAAAUUAUCCAUAGAGGGGGGGAAAAAGCAAAAAAAAAAAAAAAAUCAAUUGGACCUGGAGUAGAAACUAUUCCCUGACUCUUGUUGGGGGCCGGGGAGGGGGUGGUGCGGGACAGAACACAAAAAUCGGUUUAACGAAACAACAACUCCCUUUUAAAAGAAGUGCCUAAAACCCCCCAAAAAACGGAGGCGUCAUCUAGCAUCUGCUAUCAAUUGGAAGCGAUCGUAGCUGGGUGAAAUCCCUGUACAGCAAUUGCUUUGUGCAGCACCAAAACAAAACAAAAAACCCCCAAAAAAGCCCUUUAAAGACGGAUUUUCCUCUAGGUGCAGGUAUCUCUUUUUUAAUAUACCUCAGCGUUCGCCACCUAGCCGUUGCAGAUAAACUGCGAAAGCGAUUUGAGAGUAUAGUACUGGAAAGUAGAAUAGCAUGAAAAACUUAAUUUUGUGGACAUUACCUUUCUGUAAUCAGCUACUGUAUCUUUUUUUGGAGGGGGGGUGCUCUGCUCUGGAGGUGUGCACUAACAAACCCUUCUCCUCCUUUUCCUACACGCAUGUUAACUAGCAACGUGAGCAAUAUUUCCUACCAUACUUCACUCCCAAUAUUUUUUGAGAUGUUUGUAUAAAAUGGAAUUUAAAAUUCACCUAUGAUUGUAUAUGAACUGCAGAGGAGCCCGUUUAUUAAUAAAAAGAAAACCCAACAACAAUCUUUUGUAAUAUCGGGGUGGGAGAGGAUGGGGAUGAAAAAAAAAAACAAAACCCAACCAAAACCCUGGCAAACAUUGUGAACUGCUUAAGUUUGACUUUCCUUGGGUUUCUAACCGAUCCAAGAGUUGCAGGAAGGUGUUUAAUUGGAUUUUCUCUGCUGCGAAACGCACUUCUGAACGGCCACGACGCUGUGCGAUUUUUUUUUUUUUUUAAAUGUUAUUUUAACAGACGUUGCACAAAACCUCUGGAUUUUAAAAAAAAUGAAUCUCGUUUAUGUUUCAGUUGGUGCACAUAACCGGGGAUGUGUUUACCCGCCUUUCACCUGUCUGGCUCCCUCCCCGUUUUCCUUCUGGUUUUUUCCCUUCCUGGCAGGAGCAAUAAGGGGAUUGCGUUUUUUUUUUUUCCCCCCCAGCCGAGCAGAAACGCCGCUCUCCGUAGGGAUUUUCUGCCUUAGGAAGAGAGGGAGCGGGGAGCCGUCAGCCUGGCGCGCAGGAUGAGAUCCCUUUCGGUAAACGUACGCGUCGUCCAGAUGGCAACGCUAAUUUUCUUUUGACCCAGAUGGAAGCUGACAGUAGGGUGUUUUCUAGGGGAGAGGGAACAAUACGAAACGAAAUAUCCCUAACCCUAAGCAGAGAUGGAUGAGAAACCAGCAGUUCUCUCCAUCGCUGACCCUCGGUUCCCGGCACGUCGCAGCGUCCUCGCAGCUGACGCCUGGGGAAAAGGGGGGGGAAAAAAAAAAAGCUCCAAAUCCUUUACUGCUCCUCACUGUCUUGGUUUGCUUUCAAAAAUAUGGUGCCUGGUGUCAACUUCUAAGCAACAGCACUGCCUAAAGCAAGCAGAGAAAAAAAAAUCCAACACCCUUCUACAAGCAACUUUUUAAAAUUCAGUAUGGUAAAUCUGUUCGAUACGGGGUUUUGUGUGUGUGUAUAUAUAUAUAAAAACAAAAGAGAAUUUUGUACAAUGUAGCUGAAUAUUUUUGUUUCCUUAUUUCGAUGUAAGGAGCGUGAACAUUUGCGUGCCACGCGCUGAAGUCGGGUAUGGCACAACGGGGUCCGAGGCCAGCUUUGCUUCCCGUUUGCCUCGGUAGAAGCUUUUGUCGUCUCUUUCUAGCAUUUGUUGAGAAAUUAUUUCAUUUUAUCGGUAAGCUUUCCCCGUCUGUUGGAAGCCACUCCUGUUUAGUCUGCAGACGCAUUCAGCAAAAGUCUCAUUAGUCCCAAGUCCUCGCUGUUCUGUGUUUUAUAGACUAGAAAGCCAAAAUCUUUGACUCUCAACCUUUUCAGAAGCACUUGCCACUGACCUAACGCAGCUUUCAAAACCGUACCGCGACCUCCGGCGUUCGGGUGACGCUGUGGAUGGCCGAUGGUCUCCCACCUUGCUGGCUUUGCUGCGGAGACGCCUAAAUCCACGUUCACGUUCUUGAACUCCCGAGGCCCGCUUUACAAAGAUGCUGAGCGUCUGCGGCUCCGGCUUAACCCCAAAGAUUGGGCUUUUGGAGACCGGCUUUCCGCACCCGGCUCGUGAGACGUCUGGUCCGAAUCGCGAGCGAGAAUUUGAGACCUCAAAGGUUUAUCCCACUUGUUUCCCCGGGGGUUGGUUUUGGUGAGGUGGUGGUGGGGAAGAUGAAAGGGCUUGUUGAAAUUCAGAGUUUCUCUGUUAAUUUAAAAGACGGGUUGGGGAAACACCAGAAGGAUUCCUAGACACGAGCACAGCGUUCACCCCUUCUUGGUGGGGCGCAGGGGCCAGAAGUGGCCGCCGGUCCUUAUUAUCUGAAAACCAGAUUUAAAGCCAGCAAAACAGCAGCAGUUACUUCAUUUCCACGAUGCCUUUUCAGCUUCGGGCAUCAAAACCUUCCUUCAGCACGAAACUUGGCAUAGCGAGGGGGAGGGAAAGGGGUUGGGUUUUUUUAAGUCUUAUCCACACCAAACUAAUAGCCUGCAGCGGGAAUAUCACCAAAGUGCGAUACGCACCCUCGUACAGGUUUAAAAGGGGGGCAGAGGACCUGGUUUGUCAGAGAUUGGAAAAGAAACGAGCUCCAGAUGCAGAGAGGUUUGGGUUUUUCUGAUAGACGCAAUUAUUAGCCGAGUCUCUCCAGCUCCUAGUGAGGAAAAGCACCUUGCGAUUACGCAGCUCGUCUUUUUUUUUGGUUUUUUUUUCCAAGUUUACAGAAGUAUCAUCACGUACCUGCCCUUUCUCACCCUUCAGCGUUCAAAGGCGACACAAACCCCGAGAGAACCCGGUGGAAACCAGUCGUGUCUUAAGUCUCUAUGCCAAGCGCCAGCCAAGAACUCGCUUUAGGAUUAGAAACAAUUUUAGGAGGAGAUUAUAAGGCUGUAGCUCCAGGCGCAGCUCUAAGCGACACGGUAUCUUCCCUGUGCCCGCUCUGUGCGCUGACACCGACCGCGCGUUAGCUCUUCCUCCAGGAAACGAGAGCAGGGACAAAAGCAGAGCGGAUGAGGCAGGCGCAGGCAUCGCACCAUCAGAAAAGGGACAGAAUUAACACCUUUCGAAACUCCCGCAUCCUAAAAAAAAAGUUAUUCGACUCUAUAAAAGGUAUGAAGAGACCAGAGCGUUUGCUGGAUUGGCUAUGUUUGAGGAUGACGGCCUUCAGGAGUGCAGGUUUUUUGGAAUAUAUCUGAAAAUAAGCGUGAACAUAGAGAGACGCUCGGGUACUUGCGUACUUCAGGGUGUUUUAAACAGCGUGGAUGGCAAAGCACGCCAAGUGAUACGACUCUUUCCUCCCUCCCUGCGAUCCUACGGUGCGUUUAGCUUGCAAAAUCUCUCACCGUUUGAGUGGCGAAGGUUAGAGUGAUCCUGGUACUCGGUCUUGUCCUCUUCGUUAAACAGUUCCUACGAUUUAGGCAUUUACUGAGUUUGCAUUUGUCUGUAUCUGUCUUUGUUCCAAAGCAAAAAAAAACCCCAAAACCACCCAAUCAAAAAAAAAAAAAAUCCUCAUGGUGGCUUUCUUUACCGGUGACAUGUUACAUGACUUUGGCUUUGUUUUCCAUUUUUAAUUAUCGCAUCGUGUGUUUGCUUUGCGAGCAAUUAAAGUGUUUGUGUGCACCA